Saprolegnia diclina VS20 is the source of this 696-nucleotide messenger RNA. Its product is annotated as TKL protein kinase. Gene Ontology annotation, molecular function: protein kinase activity; ATP binding. The record is from RefSeq and is a predicted model, not a curated record. The transcript is spliced from 2 exons. Lineage: Eukaryota; Oomycota; Saprolegniomycetes; Saprolegniales; Saprolegniaceae. Gene Ontology annotation, biological process: protein phosphorylation. Bases 1 to 696 code for a protein of 231 amino acids.
AUGCGCGUUGCAGUCAAGUCGCUCUACAAGAAGGGUAACUACAUGGAUACGUUCAAGAAGGAAGUCGAGCUCAUGCACCGCCUCGAGUCGCCACAUACACCCAAGCUCCUUGGCAUUUCCAGCGACAAGGAUGGGCAGCCGUGCAUCGUCAUGGAGCUCCUGCCCGGCGGUGACUUGAAAGAACAUCUCGAGCGAUUGCGUCAACAGCUCUCAGCGACUCACACCGUCGAAAGUAUGCUCCCGUUCGCUCUUCAGAUCGCCAAGGGUCUCGCCUACCUCCACGGACACAAGAUCAUCCACCGCGAUCUCAAGCCAAACAACAUCCUCCUCAGCAACGAUAAGACAACUGUCAAGAUCGGCGACUUUGGCGUUUCGCGCCAAGCGAGCAUCGAAGCCAUGACCAAUAACGUUGGCACCGCGCUGUGGAUGGCCCCCGAGGUCGUGCUCACCCGCAAAUACUCGAUUGCAGCAGAUGUUUUUGCGCUUGGGGUCAUCUUGACACAGCUCAAUACGCUGCAGACGGACCCCUACGCUGAUCGCAAACUCAAAGGGAUGGCGCUCGUCUUCAACAUCGCUAAAGAAGGUCUGCGCCCUUCGAUGCCGUCGACGUGUCCCGUCUGGUACCGAGACCUCGCGACGGCUUGCAUGAGCGCCAAACCGAGCCAGCCUUCCCGACCCGGGCCUUCUCGAUCGUGA